This is a messenger RNA of Cryptomeria japonica (Japanese cedar), 885 nucleotides long. RefSeq lists its product as uncharacterized. Gene Ontology annotation, molecular function: nucleic acid binding; RNA-DNA hybrid ribonuclease activity. The record is from RefSeq and is a predicted model, not a curated record. Bases 1 to 885 code for a protein of 294 amino acids. The transcript has 2 exons. NCBI's taxonomy places the organism in Eukaryota, Viridiplantae, Streptophyta, Pinopsida, Cupressales, Cupressaceae.
AUGGAAGACUUCAAAGAAUUCAUUUCAAAUUGUCAAGUGGUGGAGGUUAUCCCGAAAAAUGGUAAGUUCACUUGGACCAACAUAAGACUUAACUUCUCAAAAAUUUCUGAAAGAUUGGAUCGUUUCUUUGCUGGGGAAUGGUGGAUUAAUGGCAGUUUCUCCAUCAAUACUAACAUCGUCCUGCAAGCUGGAUUAGAUCGUCUCCCUGUUACUUUGUCUAUCAAUCAUGAGGCACCUAAGAACAAAAACUACUUCAAAUUCCAGAGUAUGUGGUGGAGGGAUCCUAAAUUCAUUGGCCUUCUUAAAUCAUGGUGGUUGGAAAGCAAAACCUUUUCGGGAUCUCCUAGCUUUUGUUUUGUAAAGAGAAUUCAAUAUAUCAAAAACAAAAUCAAGCACUGGAACAAGUUCUCAUUCAAAAAUAUCUUCUCUGGAAAACUCAGAAUUGAAGAAGAAUUGGAAGAUAUCAAUAGUAGAGUUAUGCUGGUAGGGAUGGUCAGGGAAGACUUUCUUAAAGAAAAACUCCUUAAGGAACAAUAUGCGGAGCUGUUAAACAGAGAAGAAGUCUAUUGGCGAGAUAAGUCGAGAGCGUUAUGGAUUGCUGAGGGCGAUCGUAAUACAAAAUUUUUCCAUGCGAUUUCAAAAGUCAGAAGGAACAAGAAUAAAAUCACUCCAAUCAUAGAUGAUGGAGGAACAUUGAGAAGCAAUCCUGGGCAGGCUGGCUAUGGAGCAAUCAUUUGGAAUGAGGAUAGGAAUAUUAUGUUUGGUACGUACGGAAAUAUUGGCUGCGCUACAAAUAAUGAAGUAGAAAUAAGAUCCCUUGAGGCCGGGCUUUUACUUUGCAAACAGAAAGGUUUAUCAAAUGUACAGAUUGAGGGUGAUUCUUAG